UUGCUUUUAUUGCACUCAUCUAUUCUCACCGGACUUUUCAGCUUUCCUUUCCUUUUGUUCCUAACGUGUAUGCAUACCUUCUUGUUUAACAAUUUUCUUUGUUUACCAAACUUGCAUUUUUGUUAGAUCACUUCUGUCUUUGUGUUGGUGGGUUGUUUUCUGAGAAAGACAGACAGAGAGAAUCUGUAAGAAAAAGAGAAUGUGAAUGCAGGCCUUCAUAGUUUAUGGUUACAUGUUUUUUUGUUAUAUGGUUCCUUAAAACACCAAAGUUUCUGUAUAGUGCAAGGAAGGAUAGAUGUUUGAGAGAUAAAAAUGGGGAAGCAAGGGGUCUCCAGAAGCUUGCGCCCUGAGUCUCAGAGUGAUGGAAUGUCAUUAGGAAUGAAAGAUUAUCAGAUUAGAUGUUGUUCAGAAAACUUUUGUGGGAAUAAUCCUUCUAUAGGGAGGAGGCUUUCAGGGGAAGAUGUGAACUCAGGUUUGAAAACCGUAUCAGUUCAUGGAUUGAAACAUGAUGUUUCCAAAAUUAGUGCUUCUAAGGGAUCCUAUGGGAGCAAAAGAAAUGUUUGGCUUCAAAAGCAUGUGAGGUCAAUUUUGUUUAUGAUUGGGGUGAUUGGCUUUGUUUUUUUGGUUGAUUCCUUAACAGUAUCCCUUGUCAAUUUGAUUAUUCGCCGGAACACUUCACCUGCCAGAAAAUCAAGUGGUAUCAAGGAUGAUAAUGGUCCCAAUGUUCACAAAGAAAAAUCUCCAAUCCAGAUGUAUGACCGCCUUGUACAUUUGGCCUCUGUUUCUCUUGCAAAGCUUGAGUUUAAACCAGAGAAAUCAAGCUUGUGGAAGGAGCCAUAUCUUCAGGCCUCUGGAUGGGUACCCUGUGCAGACGGAAGCGUUGUAUCCGAUUUAGGGAAGUUUGAUAAGACUAAUGGUUACAUAGUUGUCAGUGCAAAUGGUGGUCUUAAUCAACAACGAGUUGCUAUCUGCAAUGCUGUUGCACUGGCAUCUCUUCUUAAUGCAACUCUCGUAAUUCCAAGAUUUCUCUACAGCAAUGUAUGGAAGGAUCCAAGCCAGUUUGGUGACAUAUACCAAGAAGAUUACUUUAUGAAUACUCUUCAAGAUGAUGUACAUAUUGUCAAGGAACUCCCUUCUUUCUUAAAGUCUGUAGAUCUAGAAGCAAUUGGUAUUCAGAUCACUGAUGCAGAUAUUGCAAAAGAGGCAAAGCCCACUGAUUAUAUUAGAACCGUUCUCCCUCUCCUUUCGCAGAAUGGAGUCGUUCACUUCCUUGGCUUCGGAAAUCGACUUGGCUUUGAUCCCAUACCCUUCAACCUUCAGAAAUUAAGAUGUAAAUGCAACUUCCAUGCUCUGAAGUUCACACAUAAAAUCCAACAAGUUGGUUCUUUAUUGGUCAAAAGGAUCAGAAAGUACGAAGCCGCCAAGAGUAUGUUAGAUAAACACCUGCUAGGGAACUUCAUAGACUAUGUGGCAUCCAAAGAGGACAAAGUUGUUGGAGGUCCAGUGAAGUAUCUUGCUUUACAUUUGAGAUUUGAAGUGGAUAUGGUUGCAUACUCCCUCUGUGACUUUGGAGGUGGAGAAGAUGAGAAGAAGGAGCUUCAAGCUUACAGAGAAAUCCAUUUUCCUUUACUGAUCGAGCGUUUGAAGAAGUCAAGGACAAUUCCUUCAACAGAGUUGAGAAUGUCAGGGAGAUGCCCAUUGACACCAGAAGAAGCAGCACUUGUUCUAGCCGGCCUUGGGUUCAAACAUAGAACUUAUAUCUAUUUGGCUGGAUCUCAUAUAUAUGGUGGAAAUUCCCGGAUGCGAACCUUCACCAACCUCUAUCCUAACUUAGUCACGAAGGAAACACUUCUUACUCCCAGUGAGCUUGCACCAUUUCAAAACUUCUCUUCUCAGCUUGCAGCGUUGGAUUUUAUUGCCUGUGCGAGUGCUGAUGUCUUUGCCAUGACCGACUCUGGAAGCCAACUAUCAUCUCUGGUGUCAGGAUUUCGAACUUACCAUGGAGGUGGCAAUGCUCCUACUUUAAGACCAAACAAGAAAAGGUUAGCAGCAAUCUUGUCCGAGAAUAAGACCAUAGGUUGGAAAACUUUUGGAGAUAGAGUUAGUAAGAUGAUUGAGGAAGGUCUACGAUCCCGGACCAGAGGGUUUGGUAGAAGCAUCUAUCGUCAUCCGAUGUGCCCAGAAUGCAUGUGCAAAUCCCACUAGUGUUCUAUAAUCUGGCUUGCACAUAAAUGUAUACUUAGCUGCCUUGGAUGGAAAUUUACAUAUAUCUUCCCCUCCAUUCCGGCAGGCAAUAUUCAAAUUCAUUUGUUCAUUCUUUUUCCGUGUUAGUAUAUAAUCUGCUGCAAUUGACUGAUUAUGUUCGUCCAUUAUAAUAGUUCAUUAAUGAGAGAAGAACUGCUUGUAAAA
Cucurbita maxima (winter squash) is the source of this 2409-nucleotide messenger RNA. Its product is annotated as O-fucosyltransferase 8. Lineage: Eukaryota; Viridiplantae; Streptophyta; Magnoliopsida; Cucurbitales; Cucurbitaceae. The transcript has 10 exons. The record is from RefSeq and is a predicted model, not a curated record. The coding region runs from base 313 to 2205 and encodes 630 amino acids.